GAAGAGGGAGGGAUAAGAAAAGAGAGGAGAGAGGAAGGAGACACAAAGCAGAGAGAAAGAGGAGAGAGAAGGACUGAAAUUGUUUUGUUUUUUUAAAAGAGUGAAGAGUGCAGGUAAGACAGGACACAAUCUGAAGAGGAGAGGAUGCUACUACAGCUGAGCGUCUCUGCCUGACUUCUGAGGAGUUUGGGCUCGGACAUGACGGAGAUGCAGCAUCCAAGUGUCUGAGCCUGAGUAUCUUCCAGUUUGUGUGUGUGUGUGUGUGUGUGUUGAUGUGUGUGAAGCCAUGGCGAGUGCUCAGCCAGGGGUCCAUGCAUUGAAACUCCAACCUCCCUCCGUCUCUCAAACACUGAGGAACGGAAGCAACUUCAUUAAAUGGGAUGAGGAUCUGUCUACGGUGACUCCAGUGAUUCUACACGUGGACCCACAUGGAUUUUACCUCUACUGGACCGACCAAAAUAAGGAGACAGAGUUGUUGGACCUGACCCUCGUAAAAGAUGUCCGAACAGGGAGAAGCACCAAAACUCCCAAGGAGGCCAAGCUGCGCGAGCUGAUGGAAGUGGGAAACCUGGUCGGCCGGCUUGAGAAUCGCAUGGUUACCGUGGUUACGGCUUCAGACCUUGUGAACGUCAACCAGCUCAACUUCAUAGCCUCACAGGAGGAGGAAGCUAAGGUGUGGUGUGUGGAACUGUUUUCUCUGUCUUCCAACCUGUUGAGCCACAAUCUCAACAGAGACCAGAGUCUGUUGAAAGCGUAUGUCAAAUUAACUCUCCAGCCGAACGCAGAGGGGAGAAUUCCUGUCAAGAACUUUGUUCGACUGUUUUCAUCAGACAGAAAGAGAGUAGAGACUGCCCUGGAGAACUGCAGACUGCCCUACGGACGGGGUGACAGUAUCAAACUGGAGGACUUCACACUUGAAGUGUACAGGAGCUUUUUGGACUUUCUGUGUCCCCGUCCUGAGCUCAGCAACAUCUUUAAACUGCAAGGAUGGGAUGACAACAUGCUGUCACUCGAUCAGAUGACCGAGUUCAUUAACAACAAGCAGAGGGACCCGAGGCUGAAUGAAAUCCUCUACCCGCCUCUCCGUCCUGCACAGACACACUCUCUGAUGGAGCGGUACCAACAUGACCAGACACAGCUGAAGCAAGGCGUUAUCUCUCUCCAGGCGUUCUCCAGUUAUAUCUCCAGUGACGAGAACGGAAUCAUCCCACCAGAAAAACUGGAUCAGUCUGAAGACAUGAGCUUCCCCCUGUCUCACUACAUCAUCAACUCAUCCCAUAAUACAUACCUGACAGCGGGCCAGCUGGCGGGGAGCUCCUCGGUGGAGAUGUACCGGCAGGUUCUUCUGGCUGGAUGCCGCUGUGUGGAGUUAGAUGUGUGGAAAGGACGAACUGCUGAGGAGGAACCUGUCAUCACACACGGGUUCACCAUGACAUCGGAAAUCCCUUUUAAGGAAGUGAUUGAAGCUAUUGCAGAGUGCGCCUUCAAGACCUCACCUUUCCCCGUCAUACUCUCCUUUGAAAACCACGUUGACUCUUUGAAGCAGCAGGCGAAAAUGGCUGAAUAUUGUCAAUCUAUUUUUGGAGAAGCGCUGUUGAUUGACCCUCUGGAAAAAUACCCUCUGGAGGCGGGUGUCCCCCUGCCCAGUCCUCAGGAGCUGAUGGGAAAAAUUCUCAUCAAGAACAAGAAAUCCCACAAACCCUCCAAUAACACAGACACCAAAAGACUGGCGGACCAACCUGCCAAUCAGAGCAACGACCCAGUGUCUCCUAGCAACAACACAGGAGAGAUGGAGGCUGAGAGUGAGGAAGAUGAUGAUGAUGAAGAUGAUGAUGGUAAAAAGGGCUCAGCAGAGCGAGAGGCAGUGGCUACAGAGGAAAUGUCAACUCUGGUUAACUAUGUCCAGCCAACCAAGUUCAACUCCUUCGAAGCCUCCAAGAAGGCAGCCCGCUGUUACCACAUGUCGUCUUUUGUGGAGACCAAAGCUUUGGAGCAUCUCACAAAGUCACCAGUGGAGUUUGUGGAAUAUAAUAAAUCCCAGUUGAGUCGUAUCUAUCCGAAAGGAACAAGAGUCGACUCAUCCAACUUCAUGCCUCAACUCUUUUGGAACGCUGGCUGUCAACUGGUGGCUCUCAACUACCAAACUAUAGAUUUGUCCAUGCAGCUGAAUCUCUUCAUGUUCGAGUACAACGGCCGGAGUGGCUACAGACUGAAGCCUGAGUUCAUGAGACGGCCGGACAAACACUUUGACCCCUUCACAGAAAACACGGUGGAUGGCAUCGUAGCCAACACCCUCUCUGUGAAGGUGAUUUCAGGCCAGUUCCUGACUGAGCGGAGGGUGGGUGUGUAUGUGGAGGUGGACAUGUUUGGACUUCCUGCAGACACCAGGAGGAAAGCGCUGAAGACCAAAACCUCCCAGAACAACAACGCCAUCAACCCAGUGUGGGACGAAGAGCCGAUUGUCUUCAAAAAGGUGAUUCUUCCAACUCUGGCCUCUCUGAGAAUCGCUGCUUUUGAGGAAGGAGGGAAGUUUAUUGGUCAUCGGAUUAUUCCAGUGUCUGCCAUAAGACCAGGUUAUCGUUACAUCAGCUUGAGGAAUGAGAAAAACCAGUCUCUGAUUCUACCAGCUGUGUUCGUCUACAUCGAGGUCAAAGAUUACGUCCCAGACACCUUUGCCGAUGUGAUAGAGGCUUUGUCCAACCCUAUUCGAUACGUCAACCUCCUGGAGCAGCGGUCCAAACAGCUGGCGGCUCUGACUCUGGAGGACGUGGAGGAGGACACGCAGACUGAGGAUGAGGCGGACAGCUGUGCAGAACGUAAGAACGAUGUGAAAUCAGCUCCUCUGGAGAACGGGCUCAGCCCCGCCCCUGGCCCUGCGGGCCACGCCCCCAUGACGCCCAAAGCCUCCGCAGCCAAUCAGCAAGCAGCUGCCACAGAAGCAGCCAAACCAGCAGCAAAGAGUGAAGAUCUGGUUUUAAGUGUUUUGAUAGAUGUUCAAGUGUGCACCAUAGAGAGUCUUCAGCAGUCAAAGGUUUACCAGAAGGAGCAGAGGCGUCAGUUUAAAGAGCUGAAGGAGUUAGUGAGGAGGCACCAGAAGAAAACCUCCGAGCUCCUCCGAGAGUUCAACAACAAGCAAAAGAAGGUGGCCAGACAGUGCAGCAAGAGCAGGGCUUCGUGUUCGGACGGUGAGAAAGACGAGCGCCUCCAGCAGCUGAGAGAUGAGCAAGAGCAGCAGCUUCUGGCUCUGAGGCAGGAACAGUACUACAGUCAGAAAUAUCUACAGAGAGAACAUAUUAAAACGCUGACAGAGCGACUGAGCAGUCUGGCUGAGGAGAGUCACAACAGCCAGAUGAAGAAACUCAAAGACAUCUGUGACAAGGAGAAAAAAGAGUUGAAGAGACAGAUGGAUCGAAGGAGAACAGAGAAGAUCAACCAAGCAAAGACCAAAGAGAAACAUCUGGCUGAAGAGGAGAAGAAUGAGAUCAAUAAGUCCUACGUCAAUGAAGUCGUCCAGAAUAUAAAACGGCUUGAGGAGACUCAGACAAAGCGCCACGAUCAGCUGGUGGAACAGCACACUGAGCUCCUGCAGGAGAUACAAGACCAGAAACCAAAGCUGCAAGGGGCCGUGGAAGCAGAGUUUCAGGAUAAGUUCCAGUGUUUGCCCGGAGAGAUUCAAGCAUUCCUGCAGGACAGGAAGACGGAGGUUAGAGGACACAGCAAGUCCCGACCAUCGACCCCACACGAAACGCUGUCAGAGGAGGACUGAGGAAGAAGCACAUGUGACCAGGAGUGAUGAAGAAGAAGAGUCGAUGAAUCAGUGGAAGUAGAGGAAGUAAGAGGGAAACGUUGAUGAAAGGAUAGUGAGUCUUAUGAAGACUGUUACUUUUCUUUUUGAUGGAAGAAUGCUUUAUUGGUUUAUUUUUAAAUUCCAUUCAAGCAUGCACUUUGUUGUCUAUCUAUCUAUCUAUCUAUCUAUCUGACGGUUUGUGCAGUGAACAUACUAUUUUAUAUGCACAUGGAGAGAUGUUUUACAAUAUAACACAAUCACUUCAGCAGUGUUUUUAGUCAAUUCCAAGCAGCUAUGGCCGUGACAACUUUUACAAUGGUCAGAAUCAAAAACUGCAAUAAUAAUGCACUCAUAAACAGCAGCUGGAGGUUAUUUUACUUUGCUCAAGAGCACUUUGGUGAUAGUAAGAUGAGAUGCACAUGCUCCUCUUUCACUUUUCCCCAUGCAGAUCUUGAAAAUCGAGAAAAUGAAGUGCAAUUAGAAAUGAUGUGUUAUUAUUAUAACAACCCAGAAUGAUGUGCACAGCAGCAUAAGAUAACACACACAUACCCUCGUGUGAUGUGAAUACUGUAUACUUUUCAGGAUAUGGGAAAAUAGACACACGGCGAUUUUAAUGUUAUUUUAUGUUACAUCAAUCUCACUGCAUCUAAUGUCAUGUAAUAUUUCAAGUGCAUUUUAUGUGGCCGUUUUUUGGGGGUGAUGAUUGUUCAUCCACAUUAAAAGUAAGACCUUAACAGGGAUGAAGCCCAUAUUCAGAAUAUUAAAGGGAUAGUUUGGAUAUUUUGAAGUAAGGGUACUUAUCCUUAGGCAAGGCAAGGCAAUUUUAUUUAUCUGGCACCAUUCAGACAUGAAGCAAUUCAAAGUGCUUUACAGAGGUGAAAAAUACAUAAAGAAUAUAACAUUAAAGCAACAUUAAAAUUACAAGUAAAAGACAAAUAAUGCACACAAAAAACAACCAAAUAAAUAGUUUGAGAUAAUAAUACCAAUUUAAAAGAAAUUAUAUUCCAAAGACAAUAAAAACAAAGCAAGCAAAUAAAUAAUUAGAUUAUUUUACAGCUGAUUACAGAUAAUUGUCAGUGUAUUACCUACAGCGGCAGCUAAACGUUAGUUAGCAGUUUGUUUUAACCCUUUUAAAAUAUCAAAGUCACACAAUAACACAAACAGACUAACCGAAUGAGGCAGCGGUAACUGUUUUUGUCAAAGGAGUCCAGUGGAAGAAGAGAGAGACAACGGCUUCAAUAUAGCAGAACACUUAAACUGAUAUAGAUUAUUUUUAGGUGUCUAAAAUAUGUUUAGCUGCUGCCUCCGUCCACAGCAGGACAUAGCUUAGCUUCCGUGUCGGUACUCCUGCCUG
Messenger RNA from Perca fluviatilis (European perch), 5141 nucleotides. RefSeq names its product 1-phosphatidylinositol 4,5-bisphosphate phosphodiesterase beta-1-like. The transcript is spliced from 32 exons. The coding region runs from base 287 to 3766 and encodes 1159 amino acids. Gene Ontology annotation, cellular component: cytoplasm; nuclear speck. Lineage: Eukaryota; Metazoa; Chordata; Actinopteri; Perciformes; Percidae. The record is from RefSeq and is a predicted model, not a curated record. Gene Ontology annotation, molecular function: calmodulin binding; calcium ion binding; phosphatidylinositol-4,5-bisphosphate phospholipase C activity. Gene Ontology annotation, biological process: phosphatidylinositol-mediated signaling; memory; lipid catabolic process.